GCUGUUGCCGUAAAAAAAUCGCUUUGUUUUGGGGAAGCCUUUAAUCGAGCCUCUUUGCUUUACUCUUGCUUCGGUCACUCACGGUCACUACGCGCCUCUUCGAUGUCACUCCAUGUUCUCUCCACGGUGUACUAAAAUUUAUGCCGUGGUUCUCUCAUUUUCACGCAUCGGUCCGACUGGUUAGUGUGCUUUUCCUGUUGUCUUAAUAAGCGACGCAAAGUUAUAAAAUGGCCGAAAACAAACGUUCAGCGAUUUGGGAGUUUUUUGUGGAAAUCGACGGUGGCCGUCGUGCUAAAUGUGUUGAUUGUAAUGCCAUGAUUUCGCGAGGUGGUACCGGAAAAGCGGCUACGAAUUCAAGUAUGAUUAAUCACCUGAAGAAACAUUCGGCUUCGCAUCGUAUUCACCGGGAGAAAGAAGCUGAGCGUAAAGUUUCGAAAUCGGCGACGGAAUCAUCUCAGCCUACAAUCCAGGAAUGCUUUGCGGACAGCCAAAUGUGGGAUUUGAAUUCAUCCAAAGCAAAAGAAGUAACCAAUUCGAUUGCGGAAAUGAUAAUUUUGGAUCACCAACCAGUGUCCAUGGUUGAAGAUACGGGAUUCCUUCGCUUAAUGGCAAAGCUGCAGCCAAAAUUUAAGGUUCCCAGCAGAAAACACUUCACAUCAACGGUACUACCAGAAAUGUAUGAAAGGUGCAAGAGGACGAUCAAGAGCGCUCUACCUCAGCAUGACGACGGAGACGGUGGUUACAUUUCAUUUACGACGGACAUUUGGUCUUCCCCAAACAAUAAAUCUAUGAUUAGCUUGACCGCCCAUUGAUUCUCUGGAUCGCACACCGGAGAGAGAAUCGGCCUCAAAAUACAUGAGAUGCUAGGCAACUGGGCCAUCUCUACUACCCAAGUGCAUCUCGUCUUACGCGACAAUGCGGCCAAUAUGGUAAAAGGAUUGGAUGACGCCGAGUUAGCGAACGUUGGCUGCUUCCUGCAUUCUCUCCAGCUCGUCAUUCGCGAUGGUUUGGACUGUCAGAAGGUUGUUAAAGACGCUAUUGUAAAAUCACGCAAUAUUGUAACGCACUUUAACCACUCACCGUUGGCAUGUUCCAAAUUAGCAGAAAUACAGGAGAAAUAUGAAUUGCCCAAACGAAAACUAUUACAGGAUGUACCCACCCGUAGGAAUUCCACAUUUUACAUGAUAAGGCGCAUGCAUGACCAAAGGCCAGCUAUAACAUACUACGCAGGAGAAGUUAGUACGGUAAAAAAUUUGACGGAGUAUGAAUGGAAAUUAACCGGUCGUCUUCUCGAGCUUUUGAAGCCAUUCGAAGAAAUAACAAGAAUCGUCCGCUCAGAAGAUUCAUGUAUUUCUGAAGUAAUUCCAUAUUUCGCGACCCUUAAGCUUUACCUGGAGAAGCCAAACAGUGAACAUAAAGGAAUCGAACUCACAAAAGAAACCAUGCUGAAGAGUUUGAACUCUAGGUUCAAUCAUGUUUUUGACGAACAAUGCUCAUUUUUCAGUAAACGAUCACUUGAUUAGGAAUCACACCCAUAA
Aedes aegypti (yellow fever mosquito) is the source of this 1538-nucleotide messenger RNA. RefSeq names its product zinc finger BED domain-containing protein 4-like. NCBI's taxonomy places the organism in Eukaryota, Metazoa, Arthropoda, Insecta, Diptera, Culicidae. Gene Ontology annotation, molecular function: DNA binding. The transcript is spliced from 2 exons. The record is from RefSeq and is a predicted model, not a curated record. The coding region runs from base 228 to 812 and encodes 194 amino acids.